AUGGCCCUGAUGCUGGCCCGCCGCUCCCUCGCCCGCUCCCUGCUGUCCCGCAUGGCCCCCGCCAUGAGCGGAGGUAUGCAGCAGGGCGGGUCCCUGGAUCCGCAGAACUCGCAGACCCGUUACAAGAGCUCCCACGCGGAGAACACCAACAAGUUCAUCGUGGAGGCCCUGCAGCACCUGGAGUACCCUGAGCGCCUGCAGAAGCUGCUGCUGACACCCGAGCGCGAGGUUUCCGUGGAGCUGGCCAUCCUGCGCGACAACGGCGAGGUGGCGACCUUUGACGCAUACCGCGUGCAGCACGACAACUCCCGCGGCCCCUACAAGGGCGGCCUGCGCUUCCACCCCGACGUCGACAUCGACGACGUGCGAUCGCUGGCCUCUCUCAUGACCUGGAAGACGGCGGUGAUGGACAUCCCCUUUGGCGGCGCCAAGGGCGGCGUCACCGUGGACCCCUCCACCCUCUCCGAGCGCGAGCUGGAGAUCCUGACCCGCAAGCUGGUGCAGGCCCUGCGCCCCAUCCUGGGCACCUACGAGGACAUCCCCGCGCCGGACAUGAACACGGGUGCGCGCGAGAUGGCCUGGAUCUUCGACGAGUACACCAAGUUCGAGGGCUACUCCCCGGGCAUCGUCACCGGCAAGCCGGUGUGGCUGCAUGGGUCGCUGGGGCGCGAAGCCGCCACCGGGCGCGGCACGGUGUUCGCAGUGCGCGAGCUCCUGCGCGCCAUCCGCAUGGGCGAGAUCCGGGGCAAGUCCUUUGUCAUCCAGGGCUUUGGCAACGUGGGCGCCUGGGCCGCCCAAAUCCUGCACGAGCACGGCGGGCGGGUGAUCGCCGUCUCCGAUGUCUCCGGCGCCAUCCACUGCGAGACGGGGCUGGACGUCCCCGCGCUGCGCCAGCACCUGGCCGACCGCCAGGCGCUGACCACCUUCCCGGGCGCCUCCACUGUGCCCAAGGAGGCCAUCCUCACCGUGCCCUGCGACGUGCUCAUCCCCGCCGCCAUCGGCGGCGUCAUCACCGAGGCCAACGCCGGGGACCUGCAGUGCAAGGUGGUGGUGGAGGCGGCCAACGGCCCCACCACGCCCGAGGCCGACCAGAUCCUGCGCGACCGCGGCAUCGUCGCGCUGCCCGACAUCUAUACCAACGGCGGCGGCGUCACCGUCUCCUUCUUCGAGUGGGUGCAGAACCUGCAGAACUUCAAGUGGUCCGAGGCGGAGGUGAACACCAAGCUGGACGUGGUCAUGACCGACGCCUUCAAGGCCAUCUGGGAGAUCCACGAGGCCGACGGGCUCAACCUGCGCACCGCGGCCUUCGUCAAAGCGCUGCAGCGCGUCACCCGCGCCCGCGCCACCGCCCAGUCCUCCCUCGCCCCCUGA
Messenger RNA from Auxenochlorella protothecoides, 1371 nucleotides. Its product is annotated as Glutamate dehydrogenase B. Gene Ontology annotation, biological process: L-glutamate catabolic process. The transcript is spliced from 4 exons. Lineage: Eukaryota; Viridiplantae; Chlorophyta; Trebouxiophyceae; Chlorellales; Chlorellaceae. Gene Ontology annotation, molecular function: L-glutamate dehydrogenase (NAD+) activity. The coding region runs from base 1 to 1371 and encodes 456 amino acids. The record is from RefSeq and is a predicted model, not a curated record. Gene Ontology annotation, cellular component: mitochondrion.